This is a messenger RNA of Eruca vesicaria subsp. sativa (arugula), 378 nucleotides long. Lineage: Eukaryota; Viridiplantae; Streptophyta; Magnoliopsida; Brassicales; Brassicaceae. The record is from the annotation of a GenBank genome assembly.
AUGAAACUGGCCAAAACUUAUAAUGACACUGUGCCUGCCCAGCCAGUGUCCAAUGCAUAUCCAAAUGCACCAACUCAAUGGUCCGGUGGUUAUGCUGCACAGCCUCAAGCUUGGCCACAAGCACAAGCGGAUCCUGCACAACCACAGCAGUGGAACCCUGCCUAUGCCAGCAGCAGUCACGUUAGGCUAUGUAUGGUGCAUAUGGUGGCUAUGCUGCUACACAAGCACAACCACCCGUGCCACAAGCUGCUGCUUACGGCGCAUAUCCUGCUCAGAUUCACUCAACAGAGUCUGAAUAGAACAUUACUUAGAAUUGACAAAGUCAUCACUGUUGUCUCUACAAUUACUAACCAGUUGAAGAAAUCAAUCGUGGACUGA